Molecule: messenger RNA, 2346 nt
Organism: Melanotaenia boesemani (Boeseman's rainbowfish)
Lineage: Eukaryota; Metazoa; Chordata; Actinopteri; Atheriniformes; Melanotaeniidae
Product: TPA-induced transmembrane protein homolog
Exons: 7
Coding region: 368-1072 (234 amino acids)
Source: RefSeq, a predicted model, not a curated record
UGUAAAUGUCGUGACUUAAAAAAGAAAUUGCCAACAGGGUUGUACCAAACUCCUUGACUGCGCAGGUCUUGCGCUCCGGCCCCUCCUCUGACCCUUCUGUCAACAGAAACUCGUGAGAAAACUCACCUGACUUUUCGGGGGAAGCGCUGUAAGGAAAGACUCACACCCUAUUUUGAUAUUUUUUUCUUUCUCAUUGCGUCAUAUCGAAAUAUGAAAACUGUCGCCUCUUAUUUGUGCGACUCUUUUUGACUGAGACUUUUAUUGUCCUGUGAGUUGUAUAUAUUUCUAAGUAUUGAAAAGUAUAGGCGAUAGGUGCUUCCGGGUUCUUACGUCGUGCGCGCAUUACAGCACGGAGACGAAGAUCAAUAUGACAGAGAUGGAUGAAAUAACUUCGAUCACAGCAGAUAAUGGAGCUGCAGUGGUCAACAUCACUGCUGAUGCAACAGAAACAGAUGCGUUUCUCAUCCAGAAUAAUGGCAGCAAUGGGAGGAUAACAGAUUCUGGCCAUGAAGCAGAGGGUAACACAAAGAGGGAAAAUGAGAAUUGCUCUAUCAGGAGAAUAAAGGAACAACUGAAUGAAAUUGUCUUUUGGAGAAUCACACUAUGGAUGGUUUUGAUCGCCCUCUUUUUCCUCAUCAUUUUGGUGAUUAUCAUCUCUCUCGCUGUGUGCACAGCAUUGCAUGAAGAUGAAGAUGAAAAGUUUGACUCUUCACUCUUUACAAUUCCUCACUAUUUUACUGGAAGUUUUCAGAUGUCUAACAUCUCUUCUACUCCAAGUCAAGUAUCAAGUGUACUUCAUGGAAAGCUGACUGAUCUCUACAGAUCCUCUCCUGCUCUGGGGCGGUACUUCUCUAAGGCUGAGAUAAAUGAUUCCAGGAAUGACUCCAUUGUCAUGAAGUACAACCUGAUGUUUCUCUUGCCAGAAGAGGAGCAGGAGGAGUUGAGAAACUUCACUCUGAGCAGGGAGGUGGUGUACAACGUGUUCAGACAGUUCCUUUAUGACCAGGAUCCGGUGGAGUUGAGGAAUUUCUAUAUUGUUCCAGUUUCCCUAGAAAUGUCUUCAAUGCACUAAUGAAAUAUGCUCACACAUCAACAGAGACACUGAUAUAUAUCUGUGAGGUUUGCACAUGCAGCAUGAAGCUGACCCUGCACUCACCCACAGGCGCUGAUUAAGUGCCACUGCUGUCAUUUUUAUUUUCAUGCUCUUUCACUGUGAUUUAUUUGUUUGUGCAUAUGAGAAACUACUGUGACAAGCUGCAUUUUGAUGGAAAAGGCACAUGUUUAUAUUUACACACCUGUGCAGUUAGAUUGCCUCAACUGAUAUCAUUUGCAAAUAGUCAGUGGAGUUACCUUGAAACAUGUUCCUAAGAUGCCUCAGACACUAGGACAACACUAUAUAUAUAUUUUUUCUUACUUAACUGACAAUGUUAUAUACCUUUACAAAAUAUAUAUUCUACACACAGUUCAUGCCUCUUGAUACAUGUAAUUUUUUACUUGAUUCAUCUCAGUAGGACCUGUUUUUCUCAUAGCAAAACAUUCUUUGAAUCUUUUAUGGGCUGAACAGCAGAGGGCGUUCAUGUCCCACAAGCAAAGAAUAAGGAUAAGACGAGGGUUAUUGCAGUUUAUUACAUUUGGGGUAAAUCAUUCACAUUUUACACAAGCAUAACUGAAUCAGUACAUCAGAUUGCACACUUUUCUGGCUGUAACCCACAUGUCAGCCUUCCAAUAUUGGUACCAAUGUGUUUAAUGUGGAUACACAAGCAUCUUGUUAGUUGCAAACGCCUUGUUUGCAUCAAGCCUGUGACCCAUUAACAUCACUAAAUUUUUUAAUUCUUCUUUUGAGAUGCUUUUCCAGGCUUUCAUCUUACCCUGUUUCAGUUGCUAUUUGUUUUUUUGUUUUUUUUUGGGGGGGGGGUCUUCUUCAGCAGGUAAAAUGCUGCUCUAUGAGGUUUAAAUCUGAAGAUUUAAAGUCUAAAAUCUUCCACUUUGAACUCCUGUGUUUCUUUGGCAGUGUGUUUGGGGUCAUUAUCCUGCUGCAGGAUAAAGGAUCGUCCAAUCAGUUUGGUUCCAUCCGUCUUUAAACUGGCAGACAAAAGGCUUUUGUAAACUUCUGUGUUCAUUUCAUUGUGGCAUUCAUGUGUCACAUCAUCAGUGAAGAUUGAGGUGGUUCCAGAAGAAGCCAUGCAAGCCCAAGCCAUGAUGUUACCUCCACUGCAUUUCACAGAUGAACUUGUAUGGUUACACUUCUGUUUACUCAGGAAAUGUGUGUUUUGUUACAAAAAUGCCAUAUCUCCAGUUGUGCAUCAAAUCCAGAUGUACAUACCUAAAAAUAAAAAUUGAAAUGUU